Molecule: messenger RNA, 2341 nt
Organism: Rhea pennata
Lineage: Eukaryota; Metazoa; Chordata; Aves; Rheiformes; Rheidae
Gene: QTRT2
Product: queuine tRNA-ribosyltransferase accessory subunit 2
Exons: 8
Coding region: 1-1269 (422 amino acids)
Molecular function (GO): tRNA-guanosine(34) queuine transglycosylase activity
Source: RefSeq, a predicted model, not a curated record
AUGCGGGUGGAGCUGCGCGGGGCGGGCGGCGGGCGGCUGGGCGCGCUGGCGGGCCUGGGCCGGGGCGGCGCGGCGCUGGCGCUGCCGGGCUGCCUGCUCUACACGCGCACUGGCUCGGCGCCCCACCUCACCCGCGACACGCUGCGGGCCGUGCGCGGCGUGCCCGCCGUGGCGCAGCUCACCCUGCCCGCGCUGGCAGAACUUCACGAGGUCCUGGAAGAAUAUAAAGAAGGAGCUGCAAAAUUUAUAGGUAUGCCGGACACAGUGCUGUACUGCUCCCUCCAAGAUCCAGUUACUCCCUGUCCCUCUGGCUACAACACUAACAAGACAGUGUCCCUGUGGGGGAAUUCAGGGCGCAUGGAAGUGACAGCUUCUAAAUUCAUGGAUAUACAACGUGCCAUCAAGCCAGACUGGUUUCAGUGCAUCUCUGAUGGAGACACCAUUUCUGGGGAAGUUGGUAGGAAAAGGGCCAAGAAGUCUGUGGAUAGGUCUCUUUCCUUCCUGGAUAUAUGCCUUCAGUUGCUGGAGAAAUCACCGGAACUACAAGGAAGUGUAAUGAUUGGGGCAAUUGAAGGUGGAGAUAUCUUGGAAGAGAGGCUCAGAUCAGCCAGGGAGACUGCCAAGCGACCUGUGGGUGGCUUUCUGCUAGAUGGCUUCCAGGGACGUGCCAUGGCCAAGGAGACCAAGUUGAAGCUGAUAGCUUCUGUCACAGCAGAGCUGCCAGAGGAUAAACCAAGAAUCAUCCAUGGUAUAGGCAAACCGGAUGAGGUGCUCGAGUGCAUUGAAAGAGGAGUGGACAUUUUUGAGAGCUUCUUUCCCUUCCAGGUGACAGAGCGAGGCUGUGCCUUAUCUUUCAGCUAUGACUACCAUCCCAAUCCUGAAGCAGCAGUUUUAAAACAGAAUGGGGUCCAAGACCCAGAGAAAAACAAUGCUGAAAAAGACCAGGAUGAAAUCUCCAGAGCUGACUCAGAAAUGACACCAUUUGAGAUAUUUCUGAAGGACAAAAGAUACCAGGAUGAUUUUGGUCCCUUGCUGGAAGGAUGCACCUGUUACUGUUGUCAGAGGCAUACUCGAGCCUAUGUCCAUCAUCUCCUUGUGACCAAUGAGCUGUUAGCUGGCGUCCUGCUCAUGAUGCACAACUUUCAGCACUACUUCAGCUUUUUCAGUGCCAUUCGAGAUGCCCUACGAGACAAUAAACUGGAUCAACUGAAAAAGCUGAUCUUCGGGCAGGCACUCCAAGGCCCAGCAAAUGCAAAACCAGGCCAGUGAUUCAGAGAAGAUGGUGAGAAGGAGAACCUGCCACGGGGGGAAGGUUGCAGGUUUCAUCCUUAUGCAGUGAGACUGUAAACUGCGUUGCCAGCAGGGUCACCUGGGACUGCUAGACAGUUAAAGACCUCCCUCCCUGGAGGGAAAGGAGAUCUUAUUCAAGCGUCCCUUUCAGUUAAUUGGCUUGAUGCAUUCUGGGGAUAUGGAGGAGCUGAACAGCUCACAAGACCAGUAUAGAUAGUUUUAUUUUCAGUUCCUCACUGGUGGGUUUUGGGGUGGAAGAAUAGAAUUACUAAACGUGGGAUUGAGGAAGAAGCAGGGCAUAUAUUUAAAAUGAAUCCAGCUGCCUGAUGGGAAGCUCAGCAGCUGUUUGGUAUUCUCAUUCCAGAUUCAAAGGGUAUUACGGGUUAUUUUUUUGUAGAAAAUUGGGGUGACAUGGCUCUCUACAUCAUGCAACUCCUUGAUGAGAGAUCCUGCCUCGGUCUAACACAUUUCUGCUUAUGGCCAUUGCCAGCAUCAGUGUCCCUGAAGAGAACUGAAUUGAAGUGCUGUUUUAUUCAGAUGCAUGUAGGACUGCAUGCGCGUUUCUCUCUCAACACUGCCUGCAGUGUGGAGUGUUCUCUGGGACAGGUGUAAGCCCUCCAUCUCAGCCUGGCCUUGCCUUACAGAGGCCUAGUCUGCAGCAUUAGAGCUGGAAAGAAGAGAAAAUGCUUGAUCCAUGUCCUGCUGUAGAGGGUAUUUGUUUUUGUUGUUUUCUGACUCUGUACCUUUCCACCUUUAUGGACUAAGAUUUCAAUCCCACACUAGUGUGUGAUUGAUAACUAAUAUACUGUUCUUUCCAACUGCUCUAGCACUGGUUUGUCAUAGCAGACCAUGCAAAUGUUCGUGUGAGAUAGAGCUGUGGAAAUCAUAGGAAAAGGCAUUUAGAAGAAAAUUCUUGUGCCUCCUUAUUUUAAAAUAUUGCUCAGUUAUGUCACAUUCCUUUUAUCCAGUUGUUUUAUGUCUCUUUCAUUAGAAUCAUGAAUUUAUUUGUCUUAUGUUACAAAGCAAUAAUAAAAUUUUUUUAUUCGUUAAA